AUGCGGUAUUUCCUCUUGUUUCUGGGUCUCAGUAGUCCAUUCAUUGGCGGUGUGUCCUGUCGAUCACACAACCUCACACAGCUAUUCGAAAGGGGUAUAUCGGUCGCCAGCCUGGAGCUAUCACCAGGCAGCGAGCUAUAUUUUCCUGGCGACCCCGAGUUCGACCAGGCUUCGGUUCGCUGGACUAACUUUAGUCGGCCUACCUUCUCGGCUGCCGUGCUACCAGCGCUAGAAUCUGAGCUCGCCCUGGUACUUGAGUUUGGACGUCUCGGCGCCCUGCCGACAGCUCUAUUAGGCCACUCUAGUGUGGAAAUUGCUGCCGCUUAUGCCGCUGGCUGCGCGGGUAGGAGGCAAGAUGGCCGCAGUGAGGCUGGGGGUCGCGGAUGUCUCGCCUUUCUUGCAGCCCGGCGAGCGUGUCAUGGCGUUGGCUCCGACGAGCACGCUUUCUACGCGUCUGAUUGUUCCGGCCGCGUCGGCUGUUCGUAUCCCGACCAGUACCGUCACGGGCUUGGGCUUCCUACCACCAUCUUGAAUAUCUGCCCAGUCGAUGGCGCAGGGUACGUGGCAGACAACCUGACUGCACACAAGAACAUGAAAGCUCAAGGCCUCUUCUUCCUGGGAGAACAGGAGUUCCUCGACUUCGUUCAGCUCAACAUUUUGCAUCCGAACGGAGGCCGCGAAAAAGCUAUUGGCUCAGCCCGAGAACGCUACAUUUCUUGCGCGGGAGAUCGGGAAGAAGAUUUAUGA
This is a messenger RNA of Daldinia caldariorum, 747 nucleotides long. RefSeq lists its product as uncharacterized. Lineage: Eukaryota; Fungi; Ascomycota; Sordariomycetes; Xylariales; Hypoxylaceae. The record is from RefSeq and is a predicted model, not a curated record. Gene Ontology annotation, molecular function: transferase activity. The transcript is spliced from 3 exons. The coding region runs from base 1 to 747 and encodes 248 amino acids.